Molecule: messenger RNA, 170 nt
Organism: Racocetra persica
Lineage: Eukaryota; Fungi; Glomeromycota; Glomeromycetes; Diversisporales; Gigasporaceae
Source: the annotation of a GenBank genome assembly
AUAUACUCCAAUGUCUUGAUGAAGAUUUUGAUAGCAUUCUAGAAUUUAUAUAUAAUAUUAAAAAAGAAAAUAAGUCAGAACCUCCAAAAUUUAAUAAACAGCCUAUUGAAUUUAUUAAUAGCUUAGAUGAUAAUGAAAAAGAUGAUAUAAUAAAAUUGCUAAAAAUAUGA